AUGGACAUACCAAAGCAUCCCUAUGAUACCUGUAGCCUUAUUACUAGGUUUUUUGAGUUUUGGCUAGUUAAGCACAUAUGAUACAGAUUUAAGCACAAGGCCUCAGAAGAAACCUUAAUUCCUCCACCUGAAAAAGAAGACUUGAAAAGUAACUAUUUAAGGGUGAAGCAUGCAUGGGAGCAAGAAAAGCUGAAGCAUAGACCGAGUUUUGAAAGGGCUUUGUGAAGUGUUUAUUGGAAAGAGUAUAUUUUGUCUGGGCUGCCCAUGAUUAUUUCUCUAGGGUGCAAUUUAGGAGUUUCUUUACUUAUCGGAGAAAUUAUAAGCUUUUUAGAAGAUGGGUCAGAUUUGUAUAUAGGAAUUCUUUACGGUCUCGGAAUUUUAUUUUUAGCACUGCUUAGCCAAAACCAAAACGACCGAGUAUUCUUUAAUUAUGCAAGCUUAGGAUCCAGAAUUCAAUUUGCGUCUAUGCUUUUAAUUUAUGACAAAUUAUUAGAUAUCUCAAAUAUUACGCUAAACCAAGAAAGCGUAGCAGCAAGCUUAGUGAGCACAGCUACAACAGAUUUAAGUAUUUUUGAACAGCUUACAAUUACAAGCUUUAUAUGGACAAUUCCUUUUUAUGAAGUUGGUGCACUUGUCAUUUUGGCCAUUAAGCUGGGGUGGUCAGGAGUAAUUGGGCUGGUUUUUAUAAUUCUGAAUAUUCCGUUGCAAAUUUAUUUGUCAAAUCUCACAGCAAAAUAUAGAGGGAAAAUUGGUAGGGAGUCAGGCCAAAGAUUAGGCUUGACUACUAAUUUGAUAGAAGGGAUAAGGAUCAUUAAAAUGUAUGCAUGGGAGUUGCCAUUUUAUGAAAUUUUAAGCAGAAUUCGCAAUAUUGAGCUUUCUCUAUACUGAAAAAAAGCUAUCAUCAAAGUCCUCACUUUUACCCUACUUGUAUCUGGACAAGGUUUUGUAUUAUUAUUGACAUUUUAUGUACAUGUAAAGAUGGGAGGCACUUUGGGGCUAUCAAGUGUAUUCAGUGCUAUCAGUGUCUUGAACAAUUCACAUUUUUACAUCACAGGAAUGGUCUCUAUUGGCAUGAUUCUUCAAGGAUUUAUGAAAGCUGUUUGUCAACGUGUAACAAAUACUCUUUUACUACCAACAAAAGAACACUAUGUGAGAAGAGAUAAGCAGAACUGUGCAGUCCAUUUAAUAGAAGUAAACGCGUCAUGGAGCGUGAUGGAAAGAGAAGAUGUUUUGCACACUUCCAAUGGGCUUGUGACCUCAUCUGCAGACUCCCCUUCAUACGUUUUGAAAAAUGUCACUUUUCAUGUAGAGCCAGGUGAGCUUUGCGCAAUUGUGGGAUCUGUUGCCUGCGGGAAAUCAACUGUCUUGCAGACGAUAUUAGGAGAAACAUUUUUGGUCGGGGGAGAUGUCGUUGUAGGGGGUUCUGUUGCCUAUGUGGAGCAAGAACCUUGGAUUAUAACAGGCACUUUUAGAGAUAAUAUAGUAAUGGGUCACGAUUAUGAGCCAGAGUUUUACGAAAACACUAUACAAUGCUGCGCACUUUCAGAAGACUUACUUCUACUUUGAAUAUAUCCUUUUCCAAUUUAAAGGGGGGUUUAAAUUUAUUUUAUACUUUUCUCUAUUUUUUUUUUUUAAAAUAUUUAAAAUUUUAAAAAUAUAAAUUUAGCGAGAUAAUUUGAAUUUUAAUUAUUUUUUUACUCCCCCCCCCCCCCCCUCCGUGCGAACAAAACCAUUAGAAAAAUCGCCAUUUUUUGACCAAAAACCCACCCUCCGUGAGUGAACAAAAUUUUUUUAAUAGAGAAAAAAUUUUAAUGAAAAAAAAUUUUGAUAUAUAAGUGAUAAUUAGUAUAAUGAAAUCUAGAGCUAAUUCUGUUUAAUUUUAAACAAAUUGCGUUUUAAAACAUAAAUUUUGCAAAUUAAAUUAAUAUUUGCUUCCCAAUUUUUGCAAAUUAGGAUUUUUUUAAAUUUCGAAAAAAAUAUUUUUUAUAAAAUUUAUAUAUAAAUUUUUUUAAAAAAAAAAAUUAACCCCCCUCCGUGAGCGAACAAAAUUUUUUUGUUCGCUCACGGAGGGGGGGGGGGGGAGUUAGUUAAAAUUUAAUUUUAUAAAAAUUAGUUUUUAUUAUAAUUUUUUUUUUUAUUUUUAUGAAGAAUUAAAAUAAAAAAUUAGUCAAUUGAGUGUGAAAAAUUCUUAAAUAGUAUUCUACUUUCUUUUUGUCUAUUAAAUUAGAAGGUUUAUAAAACAUUUUAUAUUGAACUUUUAAGUUUUUCCAAAAUUUUAAAAAUAUAUAAAUUGAACGAAAUAAUUUAAACUUUAAUUUAUUUUUAUGAAGAAUUAAAUAAAAAAAAUUAAUAAAUUCAGUGUGAGAGUUUUUAAAUAGCAUCCUGCUUGCAUUUUAUGAUUAAAUUAGGUCAAAACUAGCAUUUUAUCAAUAAAAUUUAAAGUGAGGAGUUAGAAAAAAUGAAGUAUGGUGACAAAACAUUGGUAGGAGAACGUGGAAACAGCUUAUCAGGUGGCCAAAAAGCCAGAAUUGCUAUAGCCAGAGCUGUUUAUUCCUCAAAAGACAUUUAUUUGCUCGACGAUCCCCUCAGUGCUGUCGAUUCAAAAGUCGCUGACAAGCUUUUCAGUGUUUGCAUCAAAGGCAUGCUCCGUGAGAAAACCCGUCUUUUAGUUACUAACCAAGUGCACUUUUUACCGCAAUGCGACAAAAUUAUUUUACUUGAUUCCGGAAGAGUUGUAUUCUGUGGGACCUAUGAAGACAUGCAAAAAGAGGAAUGGGCUCUUGAAAUGAUAGGCCAAAACUCAGAAAGCUUCAAAAAUGAAGGCCACAAGCUUCAAGUAGCGUUUGGCGAAGAAGCCAAGAAAUCGACUUCAUAUAACUUCAACUCUGAAAAAGAAGAAGAUAAGAACACUGUGAUGGUAGAAGAACAAGCGAAUGGUGGGGUGCCCCUUAAAUGCUACUAUAAAUUUAUGAGGGAUGGAUUUUACUACUGCUGCCUUGUAGUGACCUUUUUAAUUGCAUGCAUUUGCAUACAGUUUGUCUAUGUUAUAAUGCAAUGGUGGAUUUCUUAUUGGACUAGCCAAAAUGAGGAUGAGCAAGACAGCGGGUAUUAUCCAUUGGUGUUGCUGAUCUUGUCUGUUAUUGUGUUUGUGACCACUUUUUUUAGGAACAGUAUUUUGAUGAAGUGUCUUUAUAUAUCUUGCUCUAAACUUCAUAAAAGUGCUAUAUCAGGGAUUUUAUUUUCGCCAGUAAGAUUUUUCGAUUCAACUCCAUCAGGAAGGAUUAUUAAUAGAUUUUCACGUGAUUUAUUUUUUGUAGAUGAGCUUGCUGUUGGGAAUUUAACAGACUCUUUGAUGUUCAGCUUAAUUGUUCUUGGGAGUAUUAUCACAAUGAUAUACAUUGUACCUAUCAAUUUGGCUGCUUUAGGUGUAUUUGUAGUUAUAGCUUAUUACAUUUAUCAUGUUUCAGGCUCACAUAUAAGGGAUUUAAAACGAAUGGAUUUAAUAUAUAGAAGCCCCAUACAGUCCAGCUUUAAUGCCACCGUCUCUGGGCUUGUAAAUAUCAGAUGCUAUGAUUGGCAGAACCAUUUCAGAAACUCAAUAACAGAAGUGGUCAAGAAAUCUCAGUAUAUUUUAUCAAAUUAUGUGGCUGCUUUAAGAUUCUAUCUACUGUUUAUAGGGAUGACAGGAGGGGGUGUUCUUGGAAUUAAUGCAAUUCUUAUUGUAUUGGUGCUAGGGCAAAGUGAUAGCCAAUUGGCUAGUCUAAGUUUAAGCUUCAGCGUGAGUGUUAUGGCAUUUUUGCCUUGGUGUUUUCGCAUGAUCAUUGACACACAGAUUUCAAUGUCAAGCACUGAUAGGCUUUACGAUUAUACAACACUAUUGCCGGAAGGGGAUUUGAAUGUUAAAGAGUUUCAAAUAACAACAGGAAAAAUUGAGUUUCAAGAAGUUACGAUGAGAUAUCGAGAGCAUUUAGAGUUUUCUUUGGUUAGUGCGAGCUUUAUUAUUCCUGGUGGGACAAGAGUAGGUGUUGUAGGCCGCACUGGGAGUGGUAAAAGCACCCUAUUUCAAGUUCUGUUUAGAUCUUUUCCGUUAUAUGAUGGAGCUAUUUUUAUUGAUGACCAAGACAUCACACAGCUCGGUCUCCAUGACCUAACUCCUCCUCCGUGAGUGAACAUAAAUCUUGUUCAUUCACGAAAGGGGGUUAGUUUUUUUUGUUAAACAAUUAAAUAUAUAGCAGUUUUUUUUUCCAAAAUUUUAAAAAAAUCCAAUUUGAAAGCAAAUAUUAUUUUAAUUUUCAAAUUUAUGUUUUAAAAUCUAAGUUGCUUAAAAUUAAACAGAAUUAGCUUGAGAUUCAUUAUAAUAGUUAUCACUUAUAUAUUAAUUUUGUUUUUUUAAAAAACAUUUUUUCUGGGUUUUUUGAAAAAAACGGGAUUUUUCCAGUGGGUUUUUUUCCCUUACGGAGUGGAAGUAAGGAAAAAUCUCUCCAUUAUUCCACAGUCACCGUUUUUAUUUUCAGCAUCACUGCGAAAAAAUCUAGACCCGUUUGAUCAGCACGAUGAUGAAGCAUUAUGAAAAGUCCUCGAAUGCGUCGAUCUAGCUGACUAUUUCGAAAAUUCUUCACAUGGCUUGGAAACUGAGCUUAGUUCCAAUUCAGCUGCCUUGUCUGUAGGACAAAAACAGUUAAUUUGCCUAGCAAGAGCUAUAUUAAAAAAUAACAAAAUUCUCGUCAUCGAUGAAGCUACAGCAUUUGUAGAUUUAAAUACAGAUCAAUUUAUACAAGAAACCAUUAGAAGAAUGUUUAAAGGAGCCACCAUUUUAACCAUAGCCCAUAGACUGCAUACAGUUAUAGAUAGCGACGCCAUUAUUGUUAUGGAUAAAGGAAGAAUCCAGGAAAUCGGGAAGCCUGAAGAUUUGAUCAAAAGAAAAGGGACAAUGUUUGGGAAAAUGGUUAACUCAUAUGGAGCCAGUGAAGCAACAAGACUUAGAAAAGCAACUGUAAAGGAAGCACCGCUGUUACCACAAUUUUCAAUUUCUAUGAGAAAACUGGAGUCUAUGAACAAUAAAGUCAGAAAUACUAUCAAGCAAAUUGAUUAG
This is a messenger RNA of Blepharisma stoltei, 5092 nucleotides long. The record is from the annotation of a GenBank genome assembly. NCBI's taxonomy places the organism in Eukaryota, Ciliophora, Heterotrichea, Heterotrichida, Blepharismidae.